AAGCAAAGUGAUCUCAACCGUUCAGUUACACUACAGUUUACUAGUUUAAGUUUAACUAUCACGAAUUUACAAUCAUCACCGCCGUUGAUUUGUCCGGCAAAAUGUGUAGAAGCUCUGUGUCACCUCCGGUGAAUAACUCCGGUCAGGUUUCCGGCGAACCUGUUGAAAGUAUUGUCUAUAUUGUAACUUCCGGUGGACGUAGGAUUCCUGCACACGCUAAAAUUCUGGCAUCAUCGUCGCCUGUGUUGGAAAGCAUAACUGAUCAGAAGCGCCGGCGCUCCGAGAAGAUCAUUCCGAUCAACGGCGUUCCAUGUGACGCUGUAGAAGUCUUCGUUAGCUUCCUUUAUUUCAAUAGAUGCAACGAAGAACAGAUGGAGAAAUUCGGUAUCCAUCUGCUAGCACUGGCUCAUGUUUACUUGGUGCCACAGCUAAAGGCGCAGUGUACGAAGGCGUUGAUCGGACGCCUGACGGUGGAGAACGUGGUGGAUAUUCUCCAACUGGCGCGGCUCUGCGAUGCACCUGAUCUUUACCUGAAGUGCAUGAAAGUGAUAUCUAACAGAUUCAAGUCUGUUGAAGAAACAGAAGCAUGGAAGUUCCUUCAAAACAAUGAUCCGUUUCUUGAACUUGAAAUCCUCAAGUUCAUUGAUGAAGUUGAAUCGAGGAGGAAAAGUACUAGAAAGCAUAUGCAAGAACAGAGUUUGUAUUUCCAGUUGAGUGAAGCUAUGGAUUGUUUACAGCACAUUUGCACAGAAGGUUGCACAAGUGUAGGACCGUAUGACAGAAAACCGAGCAAGAACAGAGCACCUUGCAGCAAAUUCUCGACAUGCGAAGGCCUCCAACACUCGAUUUAUCACUUCUCGAACUGUAAGAAGAGAGUCAAUGGUGGUUGUGUUCGGUGUAAACGUAUGUGGCAGCUCUUCAAACUCCAUUCUUCCAUUUGUGAAUCACCUGAUUCUACUUGCAAAGUUCCCCUCUGCAGGCAAUUCAAAACAAGAGGGACACAAGUGAAAAACAAUAAGCAAGAAGAAAGAUGGGAAUUGCUAGUUAAAAAAGUGGUGGCAGCUAAAGCCAAAGAGAAAAUUAGAACAACAAGAACUCCAACCAAGAUCAUUUAGAGAAGCCAUCAAUUGUCAUGUAAGUGUAGCAUGCUAAAAGAGGGUUCUGAUCUGUUGAGUGUUGUUUUUUUGUUUGUUUUUGUAUGAUUAGUUUAGUUUUAGAGAGAGGGUAAAAAUGUGUUUUUGAUGGGGUAGUUUUGCAUUUUGCUCUUGUUUUCUUUGUUUGUUGGGUUGGUGAUAAUGAUGUCGAGUAUGAUAGUGGUGGGGUGACUUGUAAGUUGUAUUUAUUAAUGAGAAAAAGGUUGAGCUUUUCUUGGGCU
Messenger RNA from Helianthus annuus (common sunflower), 1375 nucleotides. Its product is annotated as BTB/POZ and TAZ domain-containing protein 1. Gene Ontology annotation, molecular function: protein binding. The record is from RefSeq and is a predicted model, not a curated record. The coding region runs from base 102 to 1115 and encodes 337 amino acids. Lineage: Eukaryota; Viridiplantae; Streptophyta; Magnoliopsida; Asterales; Asteraceae. The transcript has 5 exons. Gene Ontology annotation, cellular component: nucleus.